GUAGUUUCAAAUUGAAAGGAGUGUGAUGGUCACUUUCUGGGAAUGAUGUCUCUGUAUGAACAUGGCAUUUGGUACUCUCAUCAUCACUUUGGCAGCGUGCCUCGAGCUCGAAAACCUCUCUCUAGCAGCAGAAGCAUUCUCCACCCGACGCAUCUCGAGCUUACGCCCAUACAACGACGACCCAGUCAUUUCAUCUCUACCACUAUCUACUCCCACAUAUGUCUCUCAUCGACUCCAUAAGUCCCGUUACCACCUUCCUAUUGACAUCUAAAAAAAUUCCAUACAGGCCACAGCGUCAAUCGUAAUAAAUCGG
Molecule: messenger RNA, 313 nt
Organism: Pseudovirgaria hyperparasitica
Lineage: Eukaryota; Fungi; Ascomycota; Dothideomycetes; Acrospermales; Acrospermaceae
Exons: 2
Coding region: 56-271 (71 amino acids)
Source: RefSeq, a predicted model, not a curated record